Messenger RNA from Rhopalosiphum padi (bird cherry-oat aphid), 5529 nucleotides. It is a transcript of the gene Mnn1, whose product is annotated as menin. NCBI's taxonomy places the organism in Eukaryota, Metazoa, Arthropoda, Insecta, Hemiptera, Aphididae. The transcript is spliced from 6 exons. Gene Ontology annotation, cellular component: nucleus; histone methyltransferase complex; chromatin. Gene Ontology annotation, biological process: regulation of transcription by RNA polymerase II; negative regulation of cell population proliferation; negative regulation of cell cycle. The record is from RefSeq and is a predicted model, not a curated record. Gene Ontology annotation, molecular function: transcription cis-regulatory region binding; chromatin binding; Y-form DNA binding. The coding region runs from base 366 to 2186 and encodes 606 amino acids.
GACGACCUGUGCGCACCGGCGACGCCGGCAGCAGGGCAACCGAUUCGCAACACCGAUCCGCCCGAAAACGUUGGUCCGGCGGCAGCUCGGCAUAUUCAGAUUCGCAUGAUCCGAACUCCGAGAUUACAACGCGGUAAAGUAAACAAAUAAAAAAAAAAAACAACAAAACACGAAACGACGCGACACGACCGUCCGUAACAAUACGAAACGCCGCAACACUUUUUAACGGUCAUACUGGAGACGCGCUGCAGUCGACCUCGGGUGAAUGUUUUUCGUGUUCACGACGCGGUCGCCGGUCUACAUCAAGAGCAUUGAUAGUUGCAGUCCUGCGGGUGCACCUUUUAGGGUAGGUACAGGCGGUUAUUAUGUCCCUAAAGGUAUUCAAAGAGCACGCCGAGUUGUUUCCAAUCCGCGACGUACCCGCUGUAGUGGACGUGUUCCGCAGAGAACUGGAAAAAAAAGAACCCGACCUGUUGCUGCUGUCGCUGGUGGCUGGCGCCAUCGAGAACACAAUGACUUGCGUCCGACCGACCACCGAAGAGCCAGUCGCCGCGACGGCAGAAACAAACUUUGACUUUGAUCAGGUACCACUGAGACUGCCCGACGUUGAAUUGCACAUUGUAGAAGCACUGUACACAAAAUUCUACUCAGUCAUCAAAAGCAGCGUUGACCCACUACAUUUUGGUGAACGGGACGGACACGCCAGCCGAGAACUUGUGAAAAGGGUUUCUGAUGUCAUAUGGAACACGCUGACUAGAAGUUACUAUAAGGACAGAGCGCACUUGCAAAGCAUGUAUAGCUAUUUGACCGGUUCAAAAUUGGACUGUUUUGGUGUUGCGUUUGCUGUAGUAGCUGCUUGUCAAAUACUUGGUUACAAUGAUGUUCAUUUAGCUUUGUCUGAAGACCACGCAUGGGUUGUAUUUGGUCCAGAUGGUAGUGAAAACGCAGAGGUUACAUGGCAUGGAAAGGGAAAUGAAGAUAAACGUGGACAAAAAAUUAAAGAUUCAGGACCCGGUCAUAGAUCGUGGCUAUAUGUUAAUGGUCAUCCUGUAGUUUGUAAUAGGCAUAUGGAAGUAUCAGCAUUAGUUAGUUCUAUUAACCCAAGUAUUAAUCAAUCUAAUGAUGCUUUGGAAGUUGCUACUCUUCAAAAACAUCUUUUGUGGCUUCUUUAUGAUGAAGGACACUUAUCAAAAUUUCCACUUGCUUUAGGUAACUUGGGUGAUCUGGAAGAGUUAAAUUCAACACCUGGAAGACCUCAUUGUACAGCCUUAUUUGAAGAAGCUAUAUCAGCUGCUCGUAUAUACUAUAGUGAUAUGUUUGUCUAUCCAUAUACUUACCAAGGUGGAUAUUUCUACAGACACAAUAUGAUUAAAGACGCUUUUGCAAGUUGGGCCAACGCUAGUCAAGUUAUAAGCAAAUAUAGUUUUAGUAAAGAUGAUGAAGAGUUAUAUAAAGAAAUGAUGGAUAUUGCUUAUGAAUUAAUACCAUACUCAUUGAAAGAAAUGACAUGUGGCAAAAGUCGAUCAAUAUUGAAUAAUCCACAAUGUUAUGCUUAUGUGUUAUUAAUUUAUGAUGGUCUUUGUCUUUGGGAAGAAGAUGGAACCACGCCAGUAUUACAUAUUAAAUGGGCAAAACAUUUUAUAAAUUCUAUUUCUAAGUUUGAUGAUAGUGUGAGAACAAGACUUAUCAUAUUAGAACCAAAAGAUUCUGAAAAUGAUAGUGGUUUAAUACAAGAUUAUCAUGAUAAUAACAUGAAUAAUAAUAAUCGUCUACUACCUAAAGAAAUUUUAAAUACUAUACCUGGUACAGACGAAGAAACUAAAUCAGAACUCCAUCCUGGCAUUGAAGCACUAACUGCAGCUUGUAGUGAACGAAUAUUGAAUCGAGAGUUCUUAUUGCAAGGUGGUGGAGAACCUUUUGUAGGUAGUUCUGAUUCAUUACCUACUCCUACUACUACACCUCAAACACCUAUUUUAGAAACAACAAUAAAAGAUGAUGAAUCUGAAACUAAAAUUGUGUUGAAAAGUAAAAAGAUGAGAAGUAUGAAAGAUCUACUAAUUGCAAAAAAAUUGAAUACACAGGCAAUUAGUCUACAAAUGAGUGCUCAGUCACAAGGUGGAAAACGUCAUGCACCUAGAGAUACUGCAGAACCUAUAUCCAGGCGCAGUAGAAGAAAUAACAACUAAUUAAAUGUAUACUAUAAAUGCAUUAAAUGUAAGUGCAAUUUUUUCUUUCAAAAAAUAAUUUAUUUUACAUUGAAAGAUAAUCAUUAUGUUACUUUUAUUUUAGGAGUUUAAAUUCUGUGCAAUGACUCAUAGUUUAGCUCAGUAUUUUAUUAGGAAUCUCUUAUUUAAGAUACUUAAUCUAUAAUAUAUAAAUAUAUAUUUGAAAAAACAUAGGUAUUAAUAAUAUUAAAAAUUUUAAUAAUAAAUAAUAAUAAUGUUAAUAAUUUAACAGAAAAAUUAGUUGUUAAUGAUAAAAUGUUGGAUUUGACAAAGUGAUUAAUUAGUGUUACCAUAAAAAAAUAUAUUAAUAUAAACAUAAUACUAUACUUAAAAUUAGUAAUAUCCUAAAUUGUUGUGAUUUAAAAUUUAAUUUUAUAUUUUGCAUGACAAAAUUUUAAGCUUAAGGUAUAAACAGUACUAGUAUUAGUAUUGUAUACAAACUAUAGAGUAGUGCAACCAAGGAAUAAUGAUAUUUUUUUUUUAAUGAUUUAAUUAAAAAAAUGUAGGAAGAGAUGCAAAAAUCUCUUUUUGAAAUUGAAAUAAAUUAGAAUUUAGAAUAAAUAGAAACAAAGAUGUUUACUAUAAUUUUUUUCUUCUAGUAAAUAGAUUGCAAUAUUUUCAUAGUUUACAUAAUUCUAAUGUUAUUAUCAUUGAUUAUAAAAUAUAAUAUACCUUAUAAUUUAUAAAGCUCUGAUAAAAGAAUUAGAUAAAAAAAUUAUUUUUAUUCUAAUAUUGUUUUAUUGAUUUAAUAAUAAUCAUUAAAAUAGGUUAUGUACAUAUAAUAUAUAUAUAUAUAUAUAUAUAUAUAUAUAUUAAUUUUAAAUCAAUAAUACUUAAUUCUAUCAGAUACCCUCAUUAAAAAUUUCUGGUUGCGCUACUUAUUACCACUUCUACAUUUUCACAUUGUAUACUUCUAUUAAAAUAGCUUUACGAGUUGUGACUAAGUCACCAUUUAAAAAUUAUAAUUACAUCUAAAAUAUUAUAGUAUCUUGAAACUGAAUAAUUUUCAACUACAGAAAUGGGCAUGAAGUGUAAUAAUAUUUAAUACUUUAAAUAAAAUCUUAUAAAUAAUAUAUUUAAUUUAACUAUACAAGAUAAAUACUAUUUUAUUAUAAUACUUAUCCUACAAUUUAGUAUAGUAAAAAAGAAAAGUCAAUAAAAACUUUAAUUAAUUAAGUUUUUAAAGAUUAAAGUAACUUGACUUCUAAUUACCAUAAUAAUUACUUAAUGAUAAAUUAUUCAUUAUUAUUUAUCCACUGUUGUAUUUAUCUGAGUACAGAAGUUUGAAAACCUUAUAGUAUUAAAUUAUAAAUAUAUUAAUUUACCAUUUUUAUGAAACUAUUGUUGUUUGUGUUUACUUGCCAAUAAGUUCCGAUUUGUAUAGUAUAGUUAUUUAUAAAUAUAGUCAUAGGCAUAACUAAGAAACUUCUUUGACUGCUCUAAACUUAUCUAAGCCUUAACGGCCUUAAUAAAAUGUAUUAAUAAAUAAUCAAAUUUUAGUAUUCUAAAAAAAAUCAUUGUAAAUGCUUCUUUGUUUGAUAUUUAAAUAGUUGCGUCUAUGAAUAUAGGUACUUAAUGUGCAUAAUUACAAAAAGUAAUUUUAAUCAUUCCAAAUCCCAAAUUAGUAUUAAUAUUACAGGGUUUGAAUAAAGUUUUGAAUUUACUAUACUGAAAAUUUGACAUAACUGUUAUAUAGUUAUGCUUAUGACUUAUGAGCAAUCUUAAUGUGAUCCUUAAUUAAUGGAUGGAUUAUAUGUUUGUAAGGGUUUAGUAACCUGUGAUAAUGACAUAACCAUUUUAUAAUUUGUAUUUAUAAAUAUUUUUACAUUGUCCUUCAUAUUAUUCUUUGCCCAAAUGUAAUUAUAUACAAUAUCUUCUCAUUUUGACUUUUUAUCUUUAAAACCUUUUUUGUUAAAUAAUUCUUAUUUUUAUCUUUAUUGUUUAUUUCUUAUUUCUUACUGUUAUAGUUAUACUUAAAAAAUAAUCUUGAUCGUAAAUAUUUUUGUUUAUUAAUUAUUUAAUAGUUUUUUAAGUUAAUAGGAACUAGUCAAACUAGCAUAUUUCAGUAAUAAUUAGCCUGUAAUUUCUUAAAUCUCAAACUAGUAACCAGGGGAUUUUAUCAUUCAACUAUUGUGGGGGGUGAAGAGGGGCGAUUUGAAAUUAAAAAAAUUUGCUAGUACUAUUUAUCCAAAUCUAAUAUAAUAUCUAAUAAUAUAGGAAUAACAAUUUAAAGCUAUGAUAAAUAAUCAAUAAUAUUUUAUAUUAUAUGUCAAGCAUUAACCAUACUCACCCCCAUAUUUUCUUCCAAUAAAGAAAUUUAUUCAAAAUAUGAAUUUUUGGAACUUUUAAGUAUACUUAUAAUUAUACCCAAUAUUAUAAAUUAUUUAAAUUUUUAUAACAUUUAAGGAGUGUCCUGUGGUUGUACAAAUUUCUUUUUUUUUUCAAAUUUUUUUACUAAAAAAUUUCUUUUUACACUGGACAUUUCUUAGAAGAUAAAAAAAAAACUGACUUUUAAGUAUACUUAAAAAUUAAACAAAUCAGAGCUAAAUUGUUUAUAUUACUAUUCACUCAAUAAACAGAAAAUCUAGAAAAUCUAAUAUAAUAGAUCUAAACCCUGCAGCAUAAACAAUUUAAUUUAAUUAUUCUUCAAUCAAUCACCUGUAUUUUACUUCUAUUUUAUAAGAAUUAUGGCUGAAGCAUGAUUAUCGUAUUCAAAAAAAUCGCUCCUCUAUGGAAUCCUCUUACAAUCUGGACAUUCUAGUUUUAUUUUUUAUUUUAUUAUACCAACAAUUCAAACAAUUUUCUUGCUUUUUUUUACGCUUGAAGAUUAUUGAAAUUAUUUUAAAUUCUUUAAUGACAAUGUUACACUCCUCAAUACUUUGUUUAUUGUCUAUUGUUUGGCAUAUCAUUGUUAUGUUUUAACUUGUUUAUUUUUUAACGAUAAUACUUAAUUUUAAAUACAUAUAUUUUUGUAUGAUGAAAUUUUGAACCUAGUCCUUGCAAUUAAUAUUUAACUUACGUCCCAAUUUUUUUGUUUACCAAUAUUUGUGAAAAUGUUAUCAUUACAUUAACUAAAAAAAUUGUUAAAUAUUUUCAAAUGUUUUAUUUCAGGACAAUAGUUAUUAAAAUCUAGUGAUUUUCUAUGUUCUAUGUGAUUCAUUUACAAUUUUUACCAUUAAAAUAAUAAUAAUGAUGAUGAUAGUGUUGUAUUUAAUAAAUUAUUAUCAUUGAGCUGUAUUAAUAUAUAAUUGUAAAAUAAUUAAUAUUGGAUGCAGAUUCAAAAAUUAAAUAGUAUUUGAACUAA